CAAUAUUACCAACCGAAAGAAAAGCAGUGCAAUUUUCGAGCUCGAAAAGUAAAGUAAGUCGUUGCUAGAAGUAAAUAAAUAAAAACAGAAUUUGUGAACAAUAUAAAUUAAGUUAUCUUAUAUAUAAGGAAAAAAUACAAAAACAAAAUAAAUUGAUAAAGACCACGAUAAAGGAGAAAGCAACAAAACAAAGAAGAAGGAUUUUCGCAUAGGUGCGCGCUGGUAACAAAGAAAGGAUCAAAUUAUUUGCAGCAAAUUCAGACAAUCUAGAUUUACUUGACCUUAACAGCCCCAACUCGAAAAAAAAGAAAUAGAUUUAUAAAAUUUAUAUUAAAUAAAUAACAUACAAUAUGAUGAACAUUCUUGGGAGACCAGACAUUGAUGCUGGUGAAGUGUUUGUGAAUUUCAAUCAAAAUGUAACUUCUUUAGCAGUUGCCACCAAAGCUGGUUAUAGUUUAUAUAGUUUAGGCUCAAUCGAUUCCACUUUGGAUAAAAUUUACAGUUGCCCUUCGGAGGAAAUUUUCUUAAUUGAACGACUCUUUGAGAGUUCGUUAGUAGCCAUAGUUUCUCAAAAAGCACCAAGAAAAUUAAGGGUUUGUCAUUUUAAGAAACAGAGCGAAAUAUGUAACUAUUCCUAUUCGAAUACAAUUUUGGCUGUUAAAUUGAAUCGUGAACGUUUAAUUGUAUGUCUUGAAGAAAGUCUUUAUAUACAUAAUAUACAGGAUAUGAAAGUUGUGCACACCAUACGCGAUACACCAUGCAAUCCAAAUGGUUUGUGUGCUCUUUCAUCAUCCGAACAAUGUUAUUUGGCAUAUCCUGGUAGUACUACUUCGGGCGAAGUGCAAAUAUUUGAUGCCAUCAACUUACAUGCUAAAACUAUGAUUCCUGCUCAUGAUACUCCACUUGCUGCUAUAGCUUUUAGCCCAUCUGGCACUGAAAUAGCUACCGCCAGUGAGCGUGGCACUGUAAUUCGCGUUUUCUCAACUUUAGAUGGUGCUAAAUUAUUUGAACUGCGACGCGGUCUUAAACGUUGCGUAUCCAUAGCUUCCCUAUCAUUUAGCACAUGUGCAGAAUAUUUAGUAUCUAGUUCAAAUACUGAAACUGUACACAUAUUCCGUUUGGAUCGUAGUGCAGCAGAGAAUGCUGAAACGAAACAAUCAUCCGAUGAUUGGAUGGGUUACUCGUUUUUUAGAUUCUUAAGUAAGACUGUAACCAGCGUCUUGCCAUCCCAGGUAACUGAUGUUUUUAGUCAGGGGCGUGCAUUUGCCUCAGUUACGCUACCAGAAGCAGGCAUCAGGCGCAUGUGUGCGAUUGCCACAAUACACAAGCAACUGAGACUCCUAGUUGCUUCACAAGAUGGCUAUCUAUACGUUUAUUCCAUUCCAUCUGUCGAGGGUGGUGAAUGUCAACUGAUAAAAAAACAUGAUUUGCGUUUAGAUGAUAGCUACGCAAUGGAUGUUAAAGUUGAUUCACCACAACCUUUGGGUGGUGGCGGAGUUAACGAUGAUGCUAAAUCUAGCCCCUCUGGACCAAGUUAUGCUUCUGCUGUUAAGGGCGAUGAAAAUGCCUCAACUUAAGCAUUCUUAUUUUUGUUCAAUGUUUUAAUUUUUGAAUACGUGAUAAAUUUUUUUAUUAAUUAAUUAAUUUCCAUCUUGCGAUUUUUCUAAUCACGAAGUCCAUUUCGCGAGGGCAAUGAACUUGUUUAUUUGAAGUUAACAAGAAACGAACGUUCAAGCUUAAAGUACUUUUAAUAAUUUUCUAAGAUUGAGAUUCUAAGAUUAAUAAAUAUUUUUGUUUCGGUUUGUGUUUAUUGUACGAUAAUGUUUCGCUUCAAAUUUGAUUCAAGAAACUUAUAUAUAUAUUCAUUAAUUAAAUCAUCAUAUGUUAAUGUAUAAGUUUUUGUGCAAGUUUCGUUUUAAGUUUAGUAAUUAAAAUUUCAUAUCCUUUUAGUGAUUUCUAACAAAUCUACAAUAAAUUUUUUAUAUUUAAAUAAAAGUUGAAUACAUCAAACGUUUAUUAUUUUUAUUUCAACUUAUAUUAUUUUAAUAGAAUUCUAAUCAUAUCCUACAAGUCUUGCAAGAACAAAACAAAACAGAACAGAACAACUAUAUAUACAUAUAUUUACCCACCCAAUUCACAAUAUUUACUCAUAAGAAUGUGCACACUUCUAGCAUUUACCAUUAACUUUUUUUUAAUUAAUUAUUUUUACUUUAUUAAUUAGUAGCUAAGGCAUGCAAACUUUAAAAAUGU
Molecule: messenger RNA, 2250 nt
Organism: Teleopsis dalmanni
Lineage: Eukaryota; Metazoa; Arthropoda; Insecta; Diptera; Diopsidae
Gene: Atg18a
Product: WD repeat domain phosphoinositide-interacting protein 2
Exons: 8
Coding region: 351-1577 (408 amino acids)
Biological process (GO): protein lipidation; protein localization to phagophore assembly site; autophagy of mitochondrion
Cellular component (GO): cytosol; phagophore assembly site membrane; extrinsic component of membrane
Molecular function (GO): phosphatidylinositol-3,5-bisphosphate binding; protein binding; phosphatidylinositol-3-phosphate binding
Source: RefSeq, a predicted model, not a curated record